This is a messenger RNA of Fulvia fulva, 2445 nucleotides long. RefSeq lists its product as uncharacterized. The transcript has 16 exons. Lineage: Eukaryota; Fungi; Ascomycota; Dothideomycetes; Mycosphaerellales; Mycosphaerellaceae. The record is from RefSeq and is a predicted model, not a curated record. Bases 1 to 2445 code for a protein of 814 amino acids.
AUGGCCAAACUUCGACUCCUUGUGGCAGCCCUGUGCUCCGCCUCCGCCUUCGCUUCUCCAUGGGAUCGCCACCAGAAGCGUGGCAAGGACGAGACGCCGAAAGGCUACGGCGACGACUCGCCUGCAUUCCUAGUCGGCCCAAAUGGACAUUCCAGCUCUCCUGAUGCACCUCAAGGGCCUCCAGCGUACGAUCAUUCCCCGUCAAAAUGGUCCGCAGAGAUUCCGAAAAGCACGCCCAGCUACGGGAAGCCAGCUUCGUCUUGGGCUCCCGAAGUACCUCAUAGCGUUCCUGAGUAUGGACAUUCCUCGAGCUGCGCCGCAGUGACGGUGACCGAAGUCUCUUACGCCACAAUUUCGGGGAGUCAACAAAUCGUGACCAAGCAUCAAAAGGCCUCGACGCUGACUGUCACGGACUGCAAGGAGGGUCCUGUGACUACUGCUACCAUCACAGCGUUGGCAACCAUCACUCAGAAAGGAUCUGUUUAUACUACUACUGUCGAGAAGAACAAUGUUCACACAUCGUACAUUGUUAAGAACCAUACUGUCCAAGGACCAACGCAAUACAGCACGGCUUACAGCACAGUCCAAGGUCCCACACGGUAUGCUACGGAGUACAGCACCAUUCACGGCCCGACGAAGGUUUCUGUUGCAUAUGCAACCGAUGUCGAGUACUCCACAGUAUACAACACAAAGACGGCAACAGCUACAUCAGUCAUCACUGCACCAGGAACCAUAUUGACAGAGUACAAGACAUCCACUGUUGAUGUGACGGAAACAAAGGUGUGGACGGCCCCAGGUACCACGGUCACUGAAUACAAGAAAGUGCCGGCCACGACUGAAUAUGAGACCAAGACCGUCAAAGUAGCAUGGACGACAACCUCUACCCUGAUCCAGGCGCCAACGACUAUUGUGAAGGAGUACACUCAGCCGGCGAUCACGAAGACCGAGUACUCAACUUUGCCUGCUGGGCCACCAAAGACGGUUGUCGAAACAGUGACGUUGCCUGCUAGCACUAUCGUCCAACUCGCAACUGUAACAGCUCAAUACGUAUCAACAGUUGUGUCAGUCGCCACAGUGUCGGCGGGUCCUCCACAGACUGUUGUCAUCACUUCUACGAUUCCUGCCGAGACCUGCUAUGUGACCAAGUCAUUCACGAGCGAAUACACGACUACGGUAACUUCAGUCUUGGCGCCUGCCACGGUCACAGAGUACAAGACAGAGCGCAGCGUUGAAGUCGAGACCGCGACACGAUACCUGCCUGCCGCGACCAUCACUAGCACAUACUUCCAGCCUGCACAAACUGUCGAGAAGACUGAGACCAUCAGCCAAGACUAUACUACAACGAUUACAUCCACCGCCGCGCCAUACACAUCCACUGUCAAAGAGACCUCUACACUCCCGGCCCAGGUUUCGAUCUGCACGAUCUACGAAGUCCUCACCAAGCCCGUGUACUCCACGACUACCAAGACUCUUGCCCCCGCGACGUACACAAGCACAGAAGUUGAAACGUACACCAAGGCAAUCUACGCAACGAUCACAAAGACUCGGGCUCCAUCGACGAUCACACAGACCGCGGUGGAGACGUACACUAAGCCCGUCCACGAAACGAUCACGAAGACUCUGGCUCCCGCCACGAUCACAAAGACAUCGGUGAAGACCUACACGGAGCCAAUUGUGCAAUGGACUACCAAAACACUGGCACCCUCCACGGUUACAUCUUGCAAGACUGAGACGAAGUCUACUGUCGUCACAGAGUAUUCAAUGAAGACAUUGGCUCCUUCGACAGUCACGGAAGAAGAGACUGAGACUUAUACCCGCGCUGUCACGGAGUGUUUGACCAAGACCUUGGCGCCGUCUACAUACACUGCCGUGGAGACCCAGGAUGUGACCGUGACUGAGGUCUCGAUUGCGCCGGGCAAAACUCACUACAAAACUGCCACUGCUUUCGAGUGGAACAACUUGACUGCCACUGCUCAGAUCACGAAGUACCACCCCACGACCAUUACCCUUACUGAAUCAGCCUCGUGUAGUCCAGACCAUCCGGUUACGAAAGAGCAGCACCACACGAUUACGGUCACGUCUAGCUACACAGCACCACCAAAGACCAUCAGCAUUCCAGGAGGCAAGCAUACCGUUACAGAGUGGAAGACAUCGCCAGGCAAAGGCGUCACCGAGUAUCACACCGUCACAGAAAAGGCUCCUGAGCAUCCACACAGCUUCGGCGCCACGACAGUGACGGUAUUCGAGACAGCGACGAUCACAUCCAAUGCAGUCUGCACCACUGGCGGCGAGAGUCCAAAGAGCUACGGAGACGUCAGCCACGCCCAUGUACCCAAUGGAUAUGGCCACGGUCUGACCGAAGGCCCCAAGGGCUAUGGCGAAGCUCCUAAACAGACCUCGGGUUCCGGGUCACCAAAAGGCUACGGGACCGAUGAUGGCUGGUGA